AUGUUUCAAGUCACCCAAGAACCUAUUAAUGAUGUAACUAUUGAAGAAAAUCAGUUUCAUUUAUAUCAGCCAAAUAUUACUGGAAAUAUUAAUUACAAUGAUGAAAUACGUAUUUCUAUUCAGGAUUUAGAUGCUUACACUUUACCAUCAGAAAGUUAUAUAUACAUUGAAGGUAAAUUACUGACUGAUACUGGAAAAGUACCAACUAAAUUUAAAUUUAUAAAUAAUGGAGUAGCAUACUUGUUUCGUGAACUUAGAUAUGAAUUAAAUGGCGUUGUAAUAGACUCAGUUAGAAAUGUAGGCCUUGUGUCUACAAUUAAAAAUUAUCUAAGUUUUAAUAAAAAUGAGAGUGUUUCACUAGAAAAUGCAGGCUGGUUUCCAAAUUAUAAUCCAAAAGACGCAGUCCAAAAAAUAUUAGCAGAUGCGGAAGGUAACUUCAAUGUAUGUAUUCCAUUAAAACUACUAUCUGGCUUUUUUGAGGAUUUUAAAAAAAUUAUAAUGAAUAUGAAGCAAGAACUAGUGUUAAUUCGUACAAGUGAUGAUAUUGAUGCUAUAAUAGGAUCUGAUGAAACCGAAAAACCUAAAAUUGAAUUAACUAAAAUAUUAUGGAAUGUCCCACACAUUCAACCAAAUUUAAGCUAUCAACUUUACUUAACUAAUAUAGCUAACAACAAUUUAGAAUUACCGAUAAAAUUUCGUUCUUGGCAACUUAUAGAAUACCCCUCCUUAAAUAAUUCUACCAGACAUACAUGGGCAGUAAAAACAAGUUCAAAUGUUGAAACACCUAGACAUGUAAUAAUUGGUUUUCAAAAAGACAGAAAAGGAGAUAUUACUAAGGACAUGAGUCAAUUUGAUCAUUGUAAUUUAAAUAACAUACGAUUGUUUUUAAAUUCUGAAAGAUAUCCUUAUAACGAUUUACAUUUAAAUUUUGAAAGCAAUCGUUAUGCGGCAUUAUAUGAUAUGUUCACUAAUUUUCAGGAAACCUAUUAUAAUAAUAAGAGCCAGCCUAUAUUUAAUCCUGAGCAAUUUAAAACUAAAUCUCCAUUAAUACAUAUAGAUUGCUCCAGACAGAAAGAAGUUCUUCAAUCAGGGUCUGUUGUAUUAAGAAUUGAAUUUGAAACUGACACCCCCACUCCAACUGAUACCUCAGCUUACUGUCUUAUAUUACACGAAAAACAUUUUUCAUAUUUUCCAGCAUCUAAAAUUGUUAAGCAAAAAUAAUGCGCAUGAUCAAAUAAAAAUUUAUAAAACUAAUGCAUUUAUAGAUAUUAUUCAAUAAAGCGUCAAGAGUAUAGAAAAAACCAAAUAUUUUUAACAUUUAACAAACAUUAAAUAAGGUAUUUAAAAAAAUGAGAUUAGUACUCGAUAUUCAAGGUUAUAAAAUUGAAAAAGAAAAAUUUAUCGUGAAAGAAUUAGCAUCUUAUGAUGGAAAACGAUUAAGUCAUUAUGUUUUCAAACCUCCAUUUAAUAAAAAAUUGUUAUCUCAUAAUUUUUAUAAACGAAU
This is a messenger RNA of Psylliodes chrysocephalus, 1504 nucleotides long. NCBI's taxonomy places the organism in Eukaryota, Metazoa, Arthropoda, Insecta, Coleoptera, Chrysomelidae. The record is from the annotation of a GenBank genome assembly.